This is a messenger RNA of Rhododendron vialii, 1650 nucleotides long. Its product is annotated as putative receptor-like protein kinase At3g47110. Bases 1 to 1650 code for a protein of 549 amino acids. The transcript has 2 exons. Gene Ontology annotation, biological process: protein phosphorylation. The record is from RefSeq and is a predicted model, not a curated record. Lineage: Eukaryota; Viridiplantae; Streptophyta; Magnoliopsida; Ericales; Ericaceae. Gene Ontology annotation, molecular function: ATP binding; protein binding; protein kinase activity.
AUGAGGCCUCGGUUAAUGAUGGUUCGGUUAUAUUACCGAGGUCAUGAUCGAAGCCUCCACAUAAACCUAAAUGGUAACAACCUAGGAGGCGAAAUACCUGUUGUGGUGAGCUCUCUACCUAGUCUCACACGACUAGGACUUGCCCAAAACAAUUUCAGAGGAUCGAUACCAGCCUCAAUCGGAAAUCUCUCUGCACUGUCUAUGCUUUCUUUGGCGGCCAACAAGCUAAUCGGAAGCAUUCCUUUCAAACUUGGACGACUUUUCAAAUUACAAUUUCUUCAGCUGUCUUUUAACAACUUGACUGGUAUGGUUCCUACCAAGCUUUACAACAUGUCGUCACUCAGAUUAGUUUCUCUAGCCGUGAACCAAUUGCAUGGAAGCCUUGCCCCAGAUUUCGGUUUGGCUCUUCCAAAGCUACAAGAGAGAAAUAACCUCUCUGAAAAAAUCCCAUCCUCCAUUAGAAACCUUAGCCAGCUAAGCAUCCUUGUCCUUGCUGAAAAUAAGCUAGAGGAAAGGAUACCUUAUUCCUUGGGGAAUUUUAACCGUCUUCUGGGACUUGAUCUCUCGUUCAAUAACCUCACCGGAACGAUACCUGGGCAAAUCUUCGGGCUUUCAUCCCUAGCUAUUGGUCUCUUCCUAGAUGGUAAUCAACUAACAGGACCGAUGCCAACGCAAAUCGGUAACUUGAGAAUUCUCGGAAAGCUGGACUUAUCAGAAAACAAAUUAUCAGGAGGUAUUCCAGAAACUCUUAGCAGUUUCCAAGUGUUGGAAUUCCUUUCCCUUGCGGGAAAUCAUUUUGAAGGCAAUAUUCUCGAAUCCCUCAAUCAACUGAAAGGUAUUCAAUUCGUAGAUCUGUCUCGCAAUAACUUGUCUGGACAAAUUCCUGAGAUUUUAGGAGAGUUGACUUCAUCUCAAAGUCUCAACCUGUCAUACAACAUGUUCGAAGGUGAAGUUCCAAACAAUGGAUUGUUCAAGAAUAUUAGUGCCUUUUCAGUUGUCGGAAAUAGCAAGCUGUGCGGAGGAGUUGAAGAACUACUACUUCCUGCAUGUCCAGCAAAAGAAUUGCAGAAAAAGAAAGGACCUCUCAACAAUAAAGUGAUAAUCCCUGUAAUCACAAUGUCAUUUAUUGUUGCGAUGAUACUCUGUGUCGCAACAAUUAUUUUUCGAAUCAAAAGAUCGAGACGAGAAACUUCUUCGGCCAAUCCUUUCCAAAGCAAGUUCCCGAAACUAUCUUAUGCAGAACUUCACCAAGCAACAAAUGGGUUCUCUUCCAACAACUUGAUAGGUGAGGGAGAAUAUGGUUUUGUUUACAAAGGGAUUCUCAACUCUACUGGACAAACAGUUGCUGUGAAGGUAUUGAAACUUCAUGAACGUGGAGGGAAUAAGAGUUUCCAAGUAGAAUGUGAAGCGCUCAAGAACAUUCGCCAUCGCAAUCUCGUCAAGAUAAUCACAUCUUGCUCAAGCACCGAUUUUAAGCGCAAUGAUUUCAAGGCUUUCGUUUUCGAAUUCAUGGAAAACGGGAGCUUAGAUAACUGGUUAUACCCAGGAAGUCUUCAUGAGCAACAGAGAACUGCGAGCUUGAACCUCAUUCAACGUGUAAAUAUCGCCAUUGAUGUGGCCUCUGCAUUGGAUUAUCUUCACUAUCAUUGA